AUGGGUCUCUGUUCUUCCUUUCUCUCUUCCACCUCCCCACCUCCCCAAUCAUCUUCUUCCUUCAACAGACCUCUUUCAUCAGGUUCAACAAGCACCGUUGGAUUCUCUGCAACAACAAGCAGUGCAGGAAGGAGUCAAAUCUCCGAAAUAGCAAGUGGAAGCAUUGAUAGUGUUACGGAAGGGUCUCUUCCUGUGCCUGCUUCACCAGAUGGACAAAUUCUUGAAAGGCCAAAUUUGAAGGUUUUUAGUUACGCUGAUUUGAAAUCUGCUACCAGAAAUUUCAAACCGGAUACAUUACUUGGUGAAGGUGGUUUUGGAAAAGUUUAUAAAGGUUGGUUGGAUGAGAAAACUCUUAAUCCUGCUAAAACUGGUACUGGAAUGAUUGUUGCUAUAAAAAAAUUGAAUUCGGAAAGUACUCAAGGGUUUCAAGAAUGGCAGUCAGAAGUCAACUUUUUAGGAAGACUUUCUCACCCGAACUUGGUGAAGCUAUUGGGCUACUGUUGGGAUGAUGAAGAGCUUCUUCUUGUGUAUGAGUUCAUGCCAAAAGGAAGUUUGGAGAAUCAUCUUUUCAGAAGAAAUCCUAACAUUGAACCACUUUCUUGGAACACAAGAAUCAAAAUAGCUAUUGGUGCAGCUAGGGGUUUAGCUUUCUUGCAUGAGUCUGAAAAACAAGUUAUAUACCGAGAUUUUAAAGCCUCGAAUAUACUCCUUGACGGGAGUUACAAUGCAAAAAUUUCGGAUUUUGGAUUAGCUAAAUUGGGUCCUUCCGGAGGACAAUCACAUGUAUCUACAAGGGUCAUGGGCACAUAUGGUUAUGCUGCUCCAGAAUACAUUGCAACAGGGCACUUAUACGUGAAGAGUGACGUCUAUGGUUUUGGCGUAGUGCUAUUAGAAAUCCUGACAGCCAUGAGAGCGAUGGACACAAAGAGACCCUCAGGACAACAAAACCUAGUUGAAUGGGUGAAACCUUUUCUCUCCAACAAGAAAAAACUAAAAGGCAUAAUGGAUGGAAGAAUAGAAGGACAAUACUCACAAAAAGCAGCAAUACAAGCAGCAGCACUUUCUCUGAAGUGCCUAGAAGGUGACCCUAAACAACGUCCUUCUAUGAAAGAUGUACUUGAGUCAUUGGAAGCUAUUGAAGCAUUCAAGUCAAGUCCAAGGAAUCCAAGAAAAAUAGUUCACAUCAACCACCAGUUCAUCAAGCUGCUAGGCACCAGAGAUUUGUGA
This is a messenger RNA of Lathyrus sativus (Indian pea), 1227 nucleotides long. NCBI's taxonomy places the organism in Eukaryota, Viridiplantae, Streptophyta, Magnoliopsida, Fabales, Fabaceae. The record is from the annotation of a GenBank genome assembly.